AUCUCUUACAAGGGCCAACAAGGCACGCAAGUCUCAAACAGCUCUUGGCCAACACAACUGCCAUAUCCAUUUUUUUCCAACGCAAUAUGAAUCCCCCAUCGAAGAACUGAUUGACCUUGUUUGGUCGCCCCCGCGAGGGGUCCAGCGGCAACACAAAAGCAGGAAGCAUCCUGAUAACUUCUAAUAUUACUGUCAAUGGGGCUUCACCAUCUACCGCACGUACUAUGGCCCUGAAUCCGAUAGGUACUGGAAUAUGCUUUUGAGUUCCUUAAGCAGCAAACUAGGCUGGCAUUUGGAUACUUUGAGGGUAAAGAGGAUAUAGACCAAAGCGACGUGCAGCUACUCAAGAAACUUUUCCACCUUGACGCACGCGAAGACGCGUCGCUGCUCGAGGGUCUUGACAUCAGAGGCAUCCGAGAACUGUGCCAACGCCAGGACUUGGAUGAUAAACGAGCCAUGGCUGGUCACCUCUACGAGUUUGUUUUAGUCGCUGAUGAGUCGGUGUUGAAGGAUAUUGCAAAUGGCGAAUCGAUUGUCAAGGCGGUCUCCCUGGGUUGGCAUGAGGGGUUUUUGGGGUGGGGUUGGAUGAGGAUACCAACAAGCUAUCUUUUAGAGCUAUGGCUAUUUCUCAGCAUGCAUGUUUACAGUACCGAGUCAGCUCUUAGGUUCAACGGGCCUGAGCAAGAUCUGGAUACCUAUUUGUGGCCCGGGGAUGUUUCUCUUCAAGGUACAGGACGGUUCUCUGAAGUUCGUCCAUUGCUUUUCCACUACAGAGGACAAAGACGGAAUGUAAUGGUGUAUUCUAAGGAAAAUACAAAGAUUCUAUCAACUAUGUAGAUUCCAGUAUCUGUCGACGGAUCAGG
Fusarium redolens is the source of this 863-nucleotide messenger RNA. RefSeq lists its product as uncharacterized. NCBI's taxonomy places the organism in Eukaryota, Fungi, Ascomycota, Sordariomycetes, Hypocreales, Nectriaceae. The record is from RefSeq and is a predicted model, not a curated record. The transcript has a single exon. The coding region runs from base 457 to 837 and encodes 126 amino acids.